CUAGGCUGCCCCAUCCUCAUUUUACAUGCUUUCUACGAGCAAAGCUCACAAUUAUAAAAAUCAACGAACGUAGUUAGGAUUUAGUAUGGAUGUCCCAGCCGCCGCCAAUGCCUUGGGAACACUGGGCGCAGUCUGCUGGUCAAUCCAGCUCAUCCCGCAAAUCAUCAUCAACUACCGUCGUCACAAUGCAACCGGCCUCCAGCCCUCGAUGAUGAUGCUCUGGGCAUGGGCCGGCGUGCCUCUGGGCGUCUACAACAUCGUCGAGGACUUCAACAUCGCCCUGCGCGUCCAGCCCCAGAUUCUGACUUUCCUGAGUCUUAUCACCUGGAUUCAGUGCUACUACUAUGAGCGGAACUGGUCCGUCCUCCGCUCCUUCACCGUCGCGACUCUUAUCGCAGCAGUCAUGGCCGGGAUCCAGACAGCCCUCGUCUUCGCUCUGCGCAUCCCCAAGUACCGCGGCACCGAGUGGCCGAUGAUCGUCAUGGCCGUCCUCUCCGCGGCGCUGCUCGCCGCCGGCGUUUUGCGGCAUUAUUGGGACAUCUACGUUCACCGCACCGUCCGCGGCAUUUCAUUCAUCUUUGUCGCAAUCGAUGCCGCUGGGGACGUCUUCUCCCUCGCGUCAAUCAUGUUCCAGCCCUCGGUUGACGUCCUCGGUGUCAUCAUCUACGCCACCGAGUUCGUGCUCUGGUGCGGCGUGUUCGCCUGCGGGGGAUAUUACAACUUCCUGCCGUGGUUCUGCGAGAAGAUGCUUGCGAGGGAGGACGCCGAGCGUGCCAGUCCCGCUGAAAUGAGCUCUGGCCAAGGAGAAAACGUUUCGCCGGGUGUUGGAAUCGCGUUACAUGAUUUACCCUCCUCAACAUCAGUCUUUCGAACCGCAUCACACGGAGACUCCGAGCUUCGCCCCAGAACUGUUGCGUCUCGCCACAGUGAACUUGAUAUCACAGCCUAG
This is a messenger RNA of Diaporthe batatas, 949 nucleotides long. RefSeq lists its product as uncharacterized. The transcript has 4 exons. NCBI's taxonomy places the organism in Eukaryota, Fungi, Ascomycota, Sordariomycetes, Diaporthales, Diaporthaceae. The coding region runs from base 86 to 949 and encodes 287 amino acids. The record is from RefSeq and is a predicted model, not a curated record.